AUGCCUGACUGGUAUAAAGAUGAAUGGCUAAAGAUCGUAGUUGCCAUGGGACCGCUUGCGACACAAGACUUCAAAGUCAUGACUGGUGUAGAGAUAGAUAAAUGGCUGAAAAAAUGGGCUCGCGAAAAAUGGUAUGAACUCCGAAGCUUAAAUGCUCCUAGAUACAACAAUGAGUUUUCAUAUGGAGAAAAUGACUGGCCCAAAAUUACGCGUUGGGCUGAACGAGUGACAGGACAGUUUUUGGACGCAUUUGAGUUUGUCCAUAAUCCACUAGUACGGCAUAAUUGUAAUGAGCGAGAAUGGACGGGCAAUUAUAUAGCUCCAUUAAUACAAGGAGUUCUUAUGUUGUAUGGAAGUCUUUGUGUUCCAUGGUAA
Molecule: messenger RNA, 375 nt
Organism: Paraglomus occultum
Lineage: Eukaryota; Fungi; Glomeromycota; Glomeromycetes; Paraglomerales; Paraglomeraceae
Source: the annotation of a GenBank genome assembly